UGUUCCAGCACAGCAGCUCUGACGAUACAUUGCAAGCAUGACCGGGGACAGUGAAACACACCUAAGGGACCGCGGCGAGAACACCAACGUUAUCCGGCAACCGUUUCUCAUCGGUGUCUCCGGGGGCACCGCCAGUGGCAAGUCGUCUGUAUGUGAGAAGAUCAUGGAGCUGCUGGGCCAGAACAAGAUCGACCACCACCAGCGGCAGGUGGUCAUCCUCAGUCAGGACAGCUUCUACAAGGCACUGACUCCAGAGCAGAAGGCAAAAGCACUUAAGGGCCAGUUCAACUUUGAUCACCCAGAUGCCUUUGACAAUGAGCUGAUAAAGCAAACACUCAGGGAAAUCCUGCAGGGGGAGACUGUCCAGAUCCCAGUUUAUGACUUUGUCACUCAUUCCAGGAAAGAAGAGUUUAUCACGGUGUAUCCGGCUGAUGUGGUCCUGUUUGAGGGCAUCCUCAUGUUCUACUCUCAGGAAAUCAGAGAUCUUUUCCAGAUGAAGCUGUUUGUCGACACAGAUCCAGACACACGACUCUCUCGCCGAGUUCUUAGAGACAUCAGUGAGCGUGGGAGAGAGCUGGAACAAGUGCUGGCUCAAUACAUCACUUUUGUGAAACCAGCCUUUGAAGAGUUCUGUUUACCAACAAAGAAGUAUGCAGAUGUGAUUAUUCCUCGAGGAGCAGAUAACCUUGUGGCCAUCAACUUGAUAGUACAGCACAUCCAAGACAUUCUGAACGGCGGACUAAGCAAGCGCCACAACGGCUGCAUGAACGGCCACAGUACUCCACGCCAGCGGCGGACCUCCGAGUCCAGCAGCCGGCCUCAUUGACCUCGUCCCAACUCUCUUCACCGCCCGGAGAGGGGUGUGGGGAGUUACGCUGUAAAUAAUGCCUGUUGGCAUCCCUGUAUUUAAGAGAGAAGAAAUGCAAAAAGAAUUGAAAUGCCUUUUAUUAUGAUUACUCUUGUUAAUGGGUACUUUCAUUGUAAUUGCUGUACUUGGGAUUUAGAUUUUUUUUUCUUUUUUUUUUUUUUUUUUGUCAGCAGGAUAAAAGAAAAGAUCUUGUUAUUCCUGUGAUGAAACCAUGGGUUAAAUUUAACCCCAUGCAUUUUUCUCCCAAAUUGCUUUUUGUUUUUUAUGUAUCCCCUGCUGCUCCAUGGUAAAUUAUGCCGCUAAUGAAUAAAAGAGGGGAACCCUUUUUCUUUAUUGCAAUGUCUGAUAAAACUUGAACCCCUAAUAGCGGGGGAGAUUCAUCAACGUUUGAGUGGGUCCCAGACGAGAAGGAUGAAAUUAGAAGAUGAGUUAAAGACACCAGAAUUGCACUCUGUAUUUGUACUGACAAUCUUGGGAGUGUUUCCAACCCUUUUGUUCGGUAUUUAAGUUUCUCUGUAUUGUUUAGUAUGUGUUUCACUAGAGGUCUGUUUACUACAAAGUAUCCACCACACUGACUGUAUAAUGUCUGCUGCAACAGCAACACACUGCAUGAUUUUCAAAUACUGAUUAUCAGGUGCAGAAUAUUUUGACUCUCAGAUCAAUGAAGCCAAAGGCUGGAAGGUUCGUCUGACUACUGUAUUAACCCAGUCUAGUGUUGAUGGUAUUGUUACACUUCGGGGAUACACUUGCCUCCUAAUUAUUACAAUACUGAUGAGUGCCCCAAUGAAAACUAAUUUAGAAAAAGUACUAUUUUGUAAAUGAGAUGGUUAUUUAAAUAUGGAUAAAUUAUUCACUUAAAUAUUCCUAGUUUUGGAUGGUUAGACUAGCAUUCAUGAGGGAAUCAAGCCCUGUUUAAUAUGAUUAAAAAUAUGACUAUAUGUUUACUCUCAGGUUGGAAAUACCAUUUUUAAUUUCAAAUGCCAGAAAAGGGGAUGCUAAAGGUGUUCAAUGCCACAGCAAUAUUAGUUGUCCCAGGUGUGUGGCCAUUAACCACCAAGACCCACCACAAUGCCUCUGCAAAGUUGCCUCAGGUUAACGUGUACAGUAAAUAUCCACGCUAAAAGCCAGUUUCCAUUCUUACACUUAAAGGUAUAAUAAACUGUUGACUUAAUUUUGUAUUCCACGUGCUGUAUUUAUUGUGUAUAAAUGACUUGAAUGACUGAUUUGUACCGCGAGAUUUGUACUGUAGGCUGUGUAAUGAUUUAUGACGAUGAGGACAAGUGCUUAAUGGUUAAUAAACUGAUGCAGCCGAC
Anoplopoma fimbria (sablefish) is the source of this 2181-nucleotide messenger RNA. It is a transcript of the gene uck2b, whose product is annotated as uridine-cytidine kinase 2b. The coding region runs from base 38 to 826 and encodes 262 amino acids. NCBI's taxonomy places the organism in Eukaryota, Metazoa, Chordata, Actinopteri, Perciformes, Anoplopomatidae. Gene Ontology annotation, cellular component: cytoplasm; cytosol. The record is from RefSeq and is a predicted model, not a curated record. Gene Ontology annotation, molecular function: kinase activity; ATP binding. The transcript is spliced from 7 exons.